AAAUAAUUUUCAAUGCGUGAAAUUAGUAUGCAAAGCUAAUGAACGUUAUAUUGAAAUGGAAAACGGUUUUCGACGAGGAUGGGAUUCGAACCCACGCGUGCAGAGCACAAUGGAUUAGCAGUCCAUCGCCUUAACCACUCGGCCACCUCGUCUUGUACGUGAGUAGAGUGAAAUCCACGGUAUUUACAGAGCACCAUACGGCUUUCAUCGUUUAAUUGUAAGGAAUUCAUUUAAAAUGAUUAUUCUGGUGUAAAUAUUCGUUCUGUACACGGAAGACGUGUAUAUACAAAGCAGUAGAAUGUAUAUGCAGUCUAAUCGUCCCUGCUGUAUUUAAUGCUACUAUAUUCUAAUGUUUACGGUAAUAAGACACCCUGCAUUUAAACCAUAAGAUGUGUCUGAAAAAGUGCAUUCAGGUUCAUUUUUAUCCGCUAAGAUUUAUUGUUUGGACACAAACCCUUAGUAUAUUGUGAGAUUUCUUUAGGGUAAUGGAUAUUUAACACUAUGCAUUCAUAUGCAACUGUCAAACGGGCAAAAUCCUAACAUAGUGCACUACCUAGUGGAUAGGGUGUGGUUUUGGACAUACUGCAUCGCCAAUUGUUUGUUUCUAUACUAAAUAGUAUAUCAAAAUAGCAGGCCAUUUAUCAGUAUUUCUAUGAUGGUAUGCGAUUUGAGACGCAGUCGCAUUUUCAUGACUUCUAUCAUCUCGGCUUGACUUGGAUUAAACCAUAACAAUACUGAUCGCAUCACCUUGUUCUCUUUUAAAGAAACAGGGAGUGACGUCAAAAACCUGCGACAUGGCACGAAGGACCGCGCCGUAAUGAGUGAAGGAGAAGCUCGUAAGGUUUACCAAAAUAGCAAGAUACCAAAAUAACAUAUUUACACUGGACAGGCUAUUAUUUUGCGACUGGUAAUGUUUGUGUGAUGUUAACAGACUGAUCUCAUACAGAAAAGGAUGGACUUGUGUGUAAAAUCCUAAGCUGUAGAUACAUAAGGGGUGGUGUUGAUGGGUUUAGUGUAUCUGGAGGAUAUUGCAGUGAUUUAGUGCAGAAAUGAAGUAGCCGAGCUACACGUCUGGUGAGCACCACAGAUAAGAGUUUUCUUCAUGCAUAUUCUCUAGAAAACGACAAAGUUUUUGGAAUGCAUUUCUUCAAAAAAUGCUCCGUGUUUAAAGUGGUGCUGAGUGCCCUGCUCAUUGUAGCCCUACUGCAGCUCAUCUACUUGUCGUUCCUGUCAAAGCUACACGGCAAACAGCAGCGCUACAAGUAUUCAGAGCUGUUCGGCUCCAAGAAGAACACACAACCCAAUGAUAAGAACUCUAAGCGGGAACGCCUGAGAUACUCCUUAUCCAGCGGAGGCAUCUUCGACAGCAGUGGUCAGUACCGUGUGUACAAAAACCUUAUCAAGAGUGACUUCUCCACCAACCAGAAGCUGGGAGCAGAUCCAAGAUCCCAUCACCUCGCCUUGGUGACACACACAACCAUCAACAACCUUCAUCAUUUGGAUUCCUUGCUUGAACGCUGGCAAAAUCCGCUCUCCGUGGCUAUUUUCGCUCAUGGCCAAGAUGUCAAGUUUGCCACGGCCCUUGUCUAUGCUCUCAGUCUCUUCUGUCCACGCGUCCAAGCCUUGGUGGAUUUCCACCUGGUGUGCCACUCGGAGGAGAUGGCCAGCUUCCCGGAGCAAGACAGGGAGCACUUCGCUGGACUCGAGGAACAAGGCUGUCCUGGUGUCUUUGCUAAGCUUGAAUCCCACCGGGACAAGUACAAGAACUAUGCUAUGGGAAGAAACGUCUCUUACCCCAACAACCUUCUCCGCAACGUGGCCCGGACAGGCACAGACGCCGCCUACAUCCUCGUCCUCGACAUUGACAUGGUACCCAGCGCAGACCUGCAUCAUCAGUUUGUGAUGAUGCUGAUGAAGCGCGAGCCGGCCCCGGACGAGGUUCUGGUCCUGCCUGCUUUUGAAAUUAGGCACACACGCAAGAUGCCUGCUACGAAAUCCGAGCUUGCGCAGCUGUACCUGGUCGGUGAGGUGAGGCCCUUCUAUGAGGAACUGUGCCCACGAUGCCAGGCACCCACCAACUACUCCCGCUGGAUUAAUCUGGUUAGCAAGAGCUCCGGGCCUCUGGAGGUGGCGUAUACGCAGAACUGGGUCGACCCAUGGGAACCCUUUUACAUCGGGGCUAAAUCAGUACCACUGUAUGACGAGAACUUCAGACAGUACGGCUUCAACCGUAUCAGUCAAGCCUGUGAGCUUCAUGUGGCAGGGUUCAGGUUCUCCGUGGUGAGUAACGCCUUUGUGGUGCAUCGAGGCUUUAAGGUUCAGGGCGACUUCCACAGCCGCAAGGACGAGGAGAACCGCAGAAACCGGCUGCUCUUCCGCAGCUUCAAGGAAGGUCUGAAAAACAAAUACCCCAACUCCCCUCGCCACUGCUGAGGCCUGGAUCUCCUGACGAACAUCCAGGCCUCGUUAGUGAAGCUUUAAGGUACAAUAUAAUGAUGAAGAAAUGGCUUACCAGUGCUACACACUGCUGCAGAAGUGCUGGGUAAAAUAUAUGACAUAAACUGGAGAAUGACUCUUUGUUACAGUUACUGAUGUUCUGAUGUCAUGGCACACAAUUUGGACUUGCAUACUAACAGUAUACUAAUAGUAUGUGACAAUCCGGGUGUAGAAAUUGUGACAUGUUUCUUAUUGAUUAUUUAAUGUAUUGUGGUUAAUGUGUCAGUACACUGAACGGAGAACAGGGUCUCCAUCAAUGUAACACUGGAAAUGAGACACAAUGCCAAGGAUAUUAAAUUAUUACAUCUGUUUUAUGAUUAUAUCCACGUGAAAGUUCUCUGUCUGUGUACGAAAACCUCGACUGUGAAGAGAAACACGAACAGGUCCUUUAGUAUUUGUGUUUUUACUGUGGAUUAAACAUUCACCUUUUUCAAGCUAGUACAGUUUAUCUAUUUUUAUGACCCACUUUACUUCAUUUUUAAUUACAGAAUUUGAGUCUUUCACGCCACUUUACAAUAUUACAGUGAAAGCGUUAUUGGUGAUAAUACAUAUAAACCAUGAACAGUGUUGUAUUCCACAGCAUUAAAACACUUAGUGUAGGAUAGGGGUGUAUCCAAAGGUUAGUACACUAAAUCAGAGCGAAGAUAAAUACUGCAAAACUAUUAUAGGUGUGAUGAUGUACUGUACUGAUGAUGUACUGUAGUGUAACUCCGCAGUACUGAGACUGUCAAUCAGGUUCUCUUUACAUUUAUCCCAAAGCUAAACAAUGUUCUGAAGCUUAUCUGUGUAAGUAGGCUAACACUGACAAACAAAAUGUUGUUAGUAAUAUUGUACUUUUUACAAAAUGGUUGUGUGAGGAUUGUGUAACCUGUCUCUAUACUUGCCUAGGAUUAUUCACGGAAAUGAGACUGAGAGAAAACACCUUAUAUUAUGAUUUUUGUAUCUAAAUGGUGUGAUUAAUUGUAACUUAAUUAACAGUUGUGGUAUGUAACAGAUAUUAAAACCCCAUAUUAUUAUUAUGUCUGAGAAAAUACAGCAUUGGUGUUAUACUAAUUAAAAUUGAUAUACAAUUAAUUGCUGCUAAGUAAGAAGAGAAGUGUUGAUUGUUGCAAUUUUUUUCCUUAGCAUUUUUUUUCGUAGCAUUUUUACGCUCAUUUUUCUUACAUGAACCACUAUAUUUCCAAAUAUAUGCUCUGUUCUGACUAAAGCAUGUGAUUGUACAUAGUUUUAUUUAAUUUAUUUUCACAAGAUUUCUUUGUUAAUGUCUGUCUUAACUAAUAAUUGUUAUUAUUUCUAACACUACCAGCAUGGUCGAUCAGUAUUAUCCACUACAAUUGGACCCAAAUCACAAUGGCCAAUGUACAACACCACUGUAUCAAUAGCAGGGAGAAGCGUGUAGGAGCUGAUGUGUGGGGAUUUUUCUCCCAGUGUGUUUGUCACUGUGCCUUUGUUUCCAUUUGUAGCACUUCUGAAAGUAUUUUUGAAAUGAUUUUUGUUACUUGCUCAUUUCUUUGAUGCGGUAAAUUAUAUGACACUAUACUGCAUUUGUCGAUAUUUGAGUACUGCUUGAAUUGUAAGUAGCUAUAGGAUGUUUUAUUAUACACUGAUACAUGAAUAAAUGUGUAUGAAUAUCAUUUGGUGUUUAGCUGUGUGAUAUUAACCAUAAUGUGAACUACAGUGCAUGUCUUUAGUGUUUAAUUGACAGGCUACUUCUGGUUGUGAGAGGACCAAUAGGGGGCAGUGGAGCAACAUGGAUAGACUAGGAACAGACUAGAAUAGAAUAUUGUUUGGCCAGUUAUCUGUGUUUCUGUAAAUCCAUGUAAAUUCAAUGCAAUACAAUAUUAAUUUAAUGGUACUUAAUAAAUAUGUCAGUGGUGGCUCAGUGGGUAGCGUUGCUGCCUCACAGCUCAGGGUUCUCUGGCUCAAUCCUGAGCUUGGGUUACUGUCUGUAUGGAUGAUCCUUGGAAGUUUUUUGAGUGGGUUUCCUCUGGGUUCUCUGGUUUCCUCACAAAAAACAUAACAGCACGUGGACUGGCUAACCUAAAUUAACCCUAGGUGUCAAUGUGUGUGCAUGGUGCGCUGCAUCCCACCCAAGGUGUUUUC
This is a messenger RNA of Pangasianodon hypophthalmus (striped catfish), 4599 nucleotides long. RefSeq names its product beta-1,4-glucuronyltransferase 1 (gene b4gat1). The record is from RefSeq and is a predicted model, not a curated record. Gene Ontology annotation, molecular function: glucuronosyltransferase activity. The coding region runs from base 1138 to 2433 and encodes 431 amino acids. The transcript has 2 exons. Lineage: Eukaryota; Metazoa; Chordata; Actinopteri; Siluriformes; Pangasiidae.